This is a messenger RNA of Penicillium canariense, 1011 nucleotides long. Its product is annotated as class I SAM-dependent methyltransferase. Gene Ontology annotation, molecular function: methyltransferase activity. The record is from RefSeq and is a predicted model, not a curated record. The coding region runs from base 1 to 1011 and encodes 336 amino acids. NCBI's taxonomy places the organism in Eukaryota, Fungi, Ascomycota, Eurotiomycetes, Eurotiales, Aspergillaceae. The transcript has 3 exons.
AUGUCCCAACCAAACCCCCACGAGCGCAUCCAGAUCGAUACCAGCGACGAUGACUCGCUCUUCGACACAAGAUCCCUCGCGGGCUCCAAUCUCUCCUUCGCCUCCUCUGUGCGCGACUACUCCUACGAAAACGGCCGCCGCUACCACGCCUACCGCCACGGCCAAUACCCCUUUCCAAACGACGAGGAAGAGCAAGACCGCCUCGCGCUCAUGCACCACCUCUUCAAGCUCCUCUCCGGCGGAGACCUCUACCGCGCCCCACUGCGCGCCCCAACCCGCAUCCUAGACAUCGGCACCGGCACCGGCGAAUGGGUUCUCGACAUAGCCGAAGACUUCCCAGCAGCGGAUAUCCUCGGCACGGACCUCAGCCCCAUCCAACCCACCUGGGCACCGCCCAACUGCCGCUUUUUCAUCGACGACGCCGAGUCCGACUGGACGUUUUCGUCAUCCGAGGCCUUCGAUUAUAUUCACGCGCGCAGCAUGGGCGGCGGCGUGAGCGAUUGGCCCCGGCUGCUGCGGCAGGCACUUGUGCAUCUGAAGCCGGGCGGGUGGUUCGAGGUGCAGGAGUUCGAGGCGUGGGUGAGGAGUGAUGACGGGACGCAUAUGAUGGCGACGAAUGUGAUGGAUUGGCAGGAUAAGUUGAAUCGAGCGAGUGAUGAGUUUGGAAAGCCGGUUAAUGUGGCGCCGCGCAUGGCACAGUGGAUGGCGGAGGCGGGGUUCGUGAAUAUUGUCGAUGAUAUCUAUAAGUGUCCUGUCGGCGGCUGGGCGAAGAACCGCCGUCUCAAGGAGAUCGGGCGCGUCGGCAAAUUGACCAUCCUGGAGGUGGUCGAGCCGUACACUCUCGCGCUAUUCACCCGUGUACUGGGCUUUUCAUUCCAGGACGCGCAGGAGUACAUGGAUAAAGUGCGCGCGGAGCUGGUCAGCAGCAAGUUCCAUCUCUACGUGCUGUUCCACUUCGUAUACGGGCAGAAACCGCUUGAGGCGACGAACAGCAACAGCGAGACGCUAUGA